GGGGGAUAAAUAUAUGCGCAGUCGCGAUGCAUUCGAGGACGGAGGGGAACUAAUUUCCACGGGAGGACACAUUUUAACAGAACACCCAAACACUGUCAUCAAACAUGGCGUCCCUUGACAGAGUAAAAGUGUUAGUGCUGGGAGAUUCUGGUGUUGGCAAGUCUUCUCUGGUCCAUUUGUUGUGUCAAAACCAAGUUUUAGGAAAUCCAUCUUGGACAGUCGGCUGUUCGGUGGACGUUCGGAUCCAUGACUAUAAAGAGGGAACUCCAGAGGAGAAGACCUUCUACAUUGAGCUGUGGGACGUCGGCGGAUCCGUUGGAAGUGCCAGCAGCGUCAAAAGCACCAGAGCAGUCUUCUACAACUCAGUCAAUGGAAUUAUAUUGGUGCAUGAUCUGACGAAUAAGAAGUCCUCGCAGAACCUGUACCGCUGGUCGCUGGAAGCUUUGAACAAGGACUCGUCUCCAACGGGGGUCAUCGUGUCGAACGGGGACUACGACCGAGAGCAGUUUGCCGAGAACCCGGUGCCUCUGCUGCUGAUCGGAACCAAGUUUGACCAGAUUCCAGAGAGCAAGCGGAGCGAAGUUCUGACCCGGACGGCUUUUCUGUCCGAAGAUUUCAAUGCGGAAGAGAUCAAUCUGGACUGCACCAACCCCAGGUAUCUUGCUGCAGGAACCUCGAAUGCUGUGAAACUCAGCAGGUUCUUCGAUAAGGUCAUAGAGAAGAGAUAUUUCACCAGAGAUCCAAGUCCGAUGGCGGCUUUCACCGACAGAAAGAGGUUCAACUUUAAGAGUCUGCACUACGACUGAAGAGCUGUGAGACUGAACAUAAACCCUCCACCCACAGAACUUAUGAAAGGAAUUAAAGAUCAUUUCUGAAAUGAAGAGGAACUUUUCUUGAAAGUGAAAACGAUCAUAUUUUACAUUGACAUAAAGGAGAGCUCUCCUUCAACAUUCCACUAUUUCUUCAUGACUUCUCUAAUCCAGGAGAGGAAGAAGUUUAUCUUGAUGAAGACGUGCGGAAACUCUGGAUUAUCGCAGUCGUUUUCCUUGGUGAAAGCAGUCAGACCCACAGGUCUGCCGUUGCAGAUCAGCGGUCCACCAGAAUCCCCCUAAACAUAUUUGACAUUAGACGGAAAAGCAGAAUAAAAAUGUGAAAUGUG
Molecule: messenger RNA, 1159 nt
Organism: Oryzias melastigma (Indian medaka)
Lineage: Eukaryota; Metazoa; Chordata; Actinopteri; Beloniformes; Adrianichthyidae
Gene: rabl3
Product: RAB, member of RAS oncogene family-like 3
Exons: 8
Coding region: 105-806 (233 amino acids)
Biological process (GO): intracellular protein transport
Cellular component (GO): endomembrane system
Molecular function (GO): GTPase activity
Source: RefSeq, a predicted model, not a curated record